Messenger RNA from Helianthus annuus (common sunflower), 1197 nucleotides. RefSeq names its product MATH and LRR domain-containing protein PFE0570w-like. The transcript is spliced from 3 exons. The record is from RefSeq and is a predicted model, not a curated record. The coding region runs from base 1 to 1197 and encodes 398 amino acids. NCBI's taxonomy places the organism in Eukaryota, Viridiplantae, Streptophyta, Magnoliopsida, Asterales, Asteraceae.
AUGAGUUUGUAUAAGGUGAAGAAGUUAGAAAAGAAGGUGGAUGAUGUGUUGAAUGAAAACAAAUUACUAGCUGUUGAAAACAAGAAAGUGUCUGAUCGUGAAAAGAUUCUUGAAAUGCGUGUGAAGAGACUAGAGUCUGAUAACAAGGCAUUACAGAAGAAGAUUGACACUGAUCAAACAGAGAUUGAUUUCUUGAAAAACAAAGAACUUGAAGCGGAGAAAGCGUUUAGAGAGCAUGAGUUCUACAUGUUGAAUAAAGUAGUCGAGAACAUGCUUGGAAAGUCGAUUGAGAAGAAAUUUGAAGAAAUUCAAGUGGAAGAUCUUAGAGCUAAACGUCAAGCUGAGAGCGAUGAGCAAAUGAAAGAUAAAGGCAAAGGUGUUGAAAGUAGUACAACAGUGACUGAAAGAUCAAUUGUUCCUUCCUUGGUCGUUGAAAAUCCUGUACCAUUGUCUGCUGUAUCUGCUAUCUUUGAUGAGGAUGCAUUACUUGAAGAUGAUCCUGUUGAAGGUGACGAUGUGGAUGACGACGAUGACGAUGAUGACAAGGAAGAUGAUGAUGAUGAGAAAGUCUUUUCUGCUAGCAGUCAUGGUUCUGAUAAUGACGAUGAUGAUGCUCAAGGUGGUAUGGGAAUUAAAAUGACUGAACAGUCAAGUCAAAGAACUGUUGAUGAUUUUUUGAAUAACAGUGUGAAUGAAGAGACAGGGAGAGCUGAAGGAAAGGGGGAGCAUGGUGAUGAUAAGAAUGUAAAACAUGUUGAAAAGUUAAUUUUGAGAUUAGACACUGAUAUGGAGGAAGGUGAACACAGACAUACGUAUACAUUGGAAGAGAUUAAGGAAAUGACACGUAUGGUGGAUCCUGACUUCAAAUUUGAUUUUGAAGAGGAAUUAAAUGCGUUCGACAUCAACCAUCAACCAAAAUACGAGUACAAGUAUGUAGAGGAUGCUGAUAUGUAUGAUAGGGUUGAGGUUGAAGAUUGCACUGAUGAUGAGAGUAUGAGUGAAGAUACUUCUCAGUAUCCUAUACUGAUGGAGUUCUUUACUGAAGAGAAUAGAGACGAGUUGAGAAGGAAAGUGGCUGAGAUCUUAAAAGACAAAAAUUUCGAUGGUACUCCUAAGGAUAUGCAGAAGGAAGAACGGCAGAAGUGGUUUAAUGUUAGUCAUGAAAGAAAAUUCAAAAGGCCGUUGAAGUAUUAUUAG